AUGAAUAAUUAUCAACAAGUUUUACAUCUCAAUAAAGAUCAAAUAUUUUCAAUUCAUUUAUGGUUAUCACAAAAUACUAAUCAAAUUAUUUCAUCACUCAACAUUGAUUCAUCAUUUAUUCAUCUUGAAUCUCUUGUUUUUUAUUCAAUUGAACCAGAUGUAUUAAUUUCAGUUCUUCCAAAAUUAACUUGUUUACCUCGUCUUUUCUCGUUAAUAAUCGAUACAUGGCCUACUCAAAAAGAUUUAGGUGAUAUCUAUCGAUUAAUUUUCAAUCUACCAAAAUUAAAGUAUAUCAAAUAUACAGCAAUGGAAUUUAAUGAUGUUGAUAUAACUAUUUCAUUACCAAUAACUACUAAUGAACAAAUAACUUCUAUUGAAUAUUUUAUUAUCGAUCAUUCUUGUGCUAUCGAUGAACUUUUUGCUAUAACAUCUUAUACUCCACAUCUUCGUCGUUUAAAAUUUUUGAGUCUUACAGAUCGAAAUGUAAAUAUUAGAAAUAUUAAACCAAUGAUAUUACCAAAUUUAACACAUCUUUCUAUUCAUAUAUAUAGUAAAAUGUCAUUUAAUAUAUUUCGAAAAUUUAUUAGUAAAUUAAAUUCAAAAAUCAAAGUUUUAUCAUUGACAACAAUAGUUGAAGAUAUUACUUAUCUUGAUGCUAAUCGAUGGGAAAAUUUUAUUUUAACAAAAUUAUCUCAAUUAGAAAAAUUUUAUUUUAAAUACAGUGCAUAUUUUGCAGAAGAUUAUGAAACCCCGGUGUAUUUUGGGCAACGUGAUCAAUUUAUUUCAUCAUUUUGGCUUCAACGACGAUGGGUAUUAGACAUUGAAUUUGAAUUUGAAAAUAUCAUUUAUUCAAUUCGUCCAUAUCAGUAUGUAUAUCAAAAAGAAGUUUUUACGUUGAAUAUAUACGCCGGGAAAAAAUAAGCUAUAGUCUGUAUUUUGGGAAUAUCGUUAUCAUAGCAGCGUAGGUGCAUAUUUGAAUUGUAAUUAUCUAGCUAUUUCUCUUAUAACUUUGCUACAAAACGAGAGGUGAUUUAUAGUAAAUUCUUGUAUUUUGUUGCACAACAAACUAGUUUUCCAUUGAUAUGAAUGAACAUUUUAAAACAAAUGAUGAAUAAAUGCGAAAACUAUAUUUUCAUAUUUAUUUUAUUCCUUUUAUCAUCUUUACAAUAAAGAAGAUAGUUGUAUUUACUAUGUGUACUUCAUAUUGGUAUUCUUUUAACAUUCACAUCCAUUGAUAAUUCAUGAAAUUUGACACUUACUCAAUAAUCUUUCUGAAUAUUAAACGAAAAUACUUGAUGACACACUUUUAUGAUAUAGUUAGUGACGUGCACACGGUCGAUUAAUAUAUAGUAAAUUUUCAGGUGACCUAAUUUGCCUAAACUAGCAAGGAAAACAUCAAGAUAUAGUAAGCACACAUCAAGGAAAAACAUUUUGCUUUUAAAUGCAGUGAUUGAAGUUGAUUAAAAACAGACGAGAAAUGAUUCUCGUAAAAUAUUGGAAAGAAAACCAAUGAGUUACCAAUGUUGAGUUAUAUGACAUAUGAAAGAGAAAAUAGAAUGUCUUACAUAUAAGGAUAAAUUUAGCCGGGUAAAACAUAUAUUCAUAUUCAAAUCUUCGAGGUC
Rotaria sordida is the source of this 1622-nucleotide messenger RNA. The record is from the annotation of a GenBank genome assembly. Lineage: Eukaryota; Metazoa; Rotifera; Eurotatoria; Philodinida; Philodinidae.